CACGGGACUCGUCGUUGCAACCAUUGGUUGCAAUGUUAGCAAAUGGAACAGGAAAAUAAACCCGAGUGAGCGGGCGACUCCUUGAAGGGAAACAAGCGCUCCUCCUCCCCUGGUCUGCUUUGUGUGCCAUCGGCGGCGCGAUGCAAUUUUGGCUCAGCGACGGAACAACUGCCACUGCAGCGGAUACCUCAGAUUCACCUCUCGACCCCGAAACCGAGAUUUGCCAUAUUUUCCCCAUCGAUAUAAGAGCGAAAGUGUGAAAAAAAAAAAAAAUUCCUUCAUUAUUUCAGAUGACGCCGUGUAUGGAAUGACAACCUCAUAGGGAUACAUCAAAUCCAAACAAUCCGCUCAGUUUGCUGACAUGGAGUGGCAAACGCCAGACUUGUCAGAAAGGUUCCAGAGUCGCCUUGGCCGCCGGCCUGGAACGUCGGACAGCGGGGACACGGGUCUUGGCACGUCAGCGUCUGACAGCACAGAAGAUUUCUGCAGCACCAGGAGCAGCCCUUCUUUCCAGCCCAUUCGCAGUCAGAUCCCGAUACCCACGGCACAUGUCAUGCCAUCCACGGCCGGAGCCCUGGCCUCGAAGCCCCAGGCAAGCGUCCAGGAAGAGUCCAGAUCGUCCUCUACCUCCAGAACAUCCAGUGGUUCCACCUCCAAAUCUUCCUGUCUCUCCAAAUCGGCGUCCUCGCCGAACCUCGACGCGCAGACCGGCGCGGGAAGCGAGCCUGCCGGGCCAAAGUCUGACUGCCUGAGCCGCUACCGAAGCCUGCUCAAUGGGCUGGACCACUCUCUUUUCCCCAUAGAUCAUACACGGCUGGAUGAGGGCCAGAGGUUUGAAACACCUACUGUGGAACCUACCAUGAACCAGUCCGCCUUGUUGGGGGGCUUAUGCCCUGAUGUCAGACUCCGAUUACAGACUACGGGGAUUAGAGACAACUCUGACUGUGCGUCCGAGUCUUACAGAGGAAGCGUGGAGCACAACUAUAAAGUUCUUCCGGAGGCCAGGCCCGCUGUUUCCAUCCCCGGGGUUUCCCUCCCCAAUGACCCCUCCAAUCCCAGGUGCAGCCAGCCUACCGGUGUUUAUGCGAGCCCUCUCAGCCUACAGACACAGGCUCUGUUGAGGGAACACGCAGGCACCAAAGCAUAUGAUCCGUUACGCCAGGACCGAUGCGGUGAAAUGUUGGGCUGGCAGCAGCAGCAGCAGCAACAACAUAAGCAACAGAUGGACAGCAUACGCAUGCAAGUAGAACAAAUGCAGUUGAGUGCCGGGCUGGGCCAGUACCCGUCUUUGUACCCCACAGCCAUGCACCCCGAGUCUGGCAAGUGGGACGCUUUGGUGAAAGCCAGUGAAGGUCUUCUAAAGGAAAAGGAGCUUAUAAUAGAGCGACAAAAGCAGCAUAUGACUCAGUUGGAGCAGCGUCUGAGGGAAAGUGAGCUGCAGGUCCAUGGAGCCUUACUGGGUCGAGGUGCCCCCUUCGGGGAUAUAUGUUUGCUUCGACUACAGGAAGCUCAGAGGGAGAACGCGUUCCUGAGGGCGCAAUUUGCGGAGCGCACAGACUGCGCCGCCCUGGAGAAGGCGGAGGCCGAGCGCAGGCUCGGCGCAGUGGAGGCCGAGACGCGGCGACUGACUGACAGCCUGAAAGAGACAUGUGAGAGGCACACAGAGGAGAUGAAGAAACAGGAAGAGAGGAUUAAGUGUCGAGACAAGCAUAUCAGCAACCUGAAGAAAAAGUGUCAAAAAGAGUCUGAGCUAAAACGAAAGAAUCAGCAGCGCAUUGAGACCCUGGAGCGCUAUCUGGCUGACCUGCCUACCUUAGAGGACUACCAGACCCAGAACAAAGAGCUUCAAGAGGCCCAGCAGCAGGCAGCUCGGCUUCAAGAUAAAGCGAAAGAGCUGGAAGCGUCUUUAGAGGCGACGCGCUCGCAGCUUCAAGAAAAGGACGCGCAGCUGGAAGAACAGAAGCGAAGGGAGAGAGACCUGCUCACCACCAUUACCGAUAUGCAGCAGCGGGUGCAACAGGGCCUCGAAGAUGGAGCCCGACUGCCCUCUCUGGACAUCGAGAAGCUCAGAGGCGAGAAUAAUACUUUAAGAGAGGAGCAGCAAAAACUCAAGAAGGUUAUUGAGAAGCAACAUAGGAUGAUGGAGCAACUCGGUUCUCAGAUCCAGGCCUUGGAGGUACAGAUAUCCCAGGAAGAAAACACCUCCCAAGCUCUGAGAGCGGAUAUAUUGGCCAAGGAGCAGAACAUGUCCGAGCUCCACCUAGCCAUGAAGGAGAUCGCUUCCCAAAACCAGGACCUGAUGGAGCAGAACCUGACCCUGGAGGAGCAGAUGAGCACGAAGGAGGCCUCCUCGACUCUGCAGCCAGCCGGCGCUCACUUGACACAGAGGCUCCUCAAGGAGCUCGCUUCCUGUCUCAGCGACUUGCGCUCCCUAUGCAGCAUUUUAACCCAAAGGGCUCAGGGACAAGACCCCAACCUCUCCUUGCUGCUUGGUCUCACAUCAACCAUACCAAUGGCGGAGAACGAUGAGGACUGGAUAAGUCCGGAGGCGCUGCACAAAAAGCUGGUCGAAGCGCAACAGCUCCGGCGCGACGUGGAGGAGUUACGCAACGUAAUACGGGACCGCUACGCACAAGACAUGGGCGAUAACUGCAUCACCCAAUAGCUUUGACCCGUUUCACCUCAGGGGGAUCCAAAUCGGGCGUGACUCCGAAGCCCAGUCACUGAACGUCUGAGUGCGGAUUUGGGUUUUUCCAUUUUCUCGGACUGGAAGGCCUAAAUGAUUCGGCUUCUUUUGACUGACUGUAUGUGACUUUUCGAGCAUGUUUGUAGCACAGUCUUCCCAUCCUACUGUUGAGUUCAGCAAUUUCAGUCCAAGGACUAACGGAAAAUAACUUACCUCUAAUACUUGAUCCUUUGCUAUUUUUUUUUUUAAUGAUUUUUAAUGUGAUAUACUAUCAUUUACCAAACAGUCUUAAAUCUUUUUCACUCUAGCGACUAGAUAAUGCAUGUGUAAAAGUCCCUAAGAUCUAAUUUAUUUAACUCUAUAGAUUUCCCUCUUUAUGGGGAAAAGAUCGAAGAAGCGGUUGACAAUCAACUGAAAAUAUGUUUUGUCCUCGAGAUGUCGCGAUCACGCCAUUAUUUAAAAUGGCGACGAGCGAAACGUCGUGCGGCGGAAGACUUUGUACCAAAACCAGCACUCUACACACCAAUGGGCCUUCUUCGUCUGUGCAAACUACCAAAGAAAGCUGGUCGAGGCCGUCGCGCAGCAUCAGAAAUGUUUGCGGCCCCCCCCGCAACCAACCACCCGAUCCCCGUCCGACCACCCGCCCUGCGUCCGCUUCCGACGUAGACCCUCAGGUGCCUUCGUUUCCCGCGCGUGGGUACGACUGCCGUUCAUUUUCGACCGAUGAGAGGCUGCUCACAACUCGCUCUUCCUGUAUGACAUGUCGCCCAUCCCCCAACCGAGCAUAAUAGUACAAUAAUUUCCAUACAUUCCCUGACUCUGAAUGUAACAGAUGAGGUAGGGUGUUAUUAGCGCCCUCUGCUAGGUGUGUGGCGAUAUUAUUAGUCCGCGUGUAUCAGUUGUACAUUUUAAGGUCGAUAAUGGCUGACUUAUUAGAUAAAAUAAUAGGAGUGAGAAACAGUAUUGACCUUCAGUAUUAAUUUAUUUUUGUCUAGAAUGAGCGUGAACAUGUUGUGGGCCUCCUAAUACGUUGUAUUGAUUCGCUUGAUAUUAACCAUGUGUAAAGGUUCCAUGAAGUGUUUUGUUUGGUUUGUUGAUUGGUUGUUAGUGCAGAUAUGUUUGACGGGACACGUUUUAAUCCCACGUGAUGGACGUGGGGCUGGCUGGCUCACCCCAGAGUUAAUUCGCAGUUUUGUUAGUGGAUUUCUAGAAGUUUCCCCCCUGUCACGAAAUGAAAAGCCAUUUUUAAGAAGACCAUAAAGGGAAUGAAAAGGGAGUUUUCGUACACAAAUAUGCAAUAAUUGUCCAGGACGCAAGCCAUUUCAUGGGACCUUUUGACCUAAACGUGCACAAAAUUGAGCUUUGCAAAGUCGGGCUCUGCAUGCCUUAACAUCUCAAAAAAUUUUCAAAAGGGAAAAUUGUUUAUAUGGUUAGAUAUUUUUUUUUUCCUUUGUAAUGCCCUAUUUUAGAAAUAAAAGUUUGAUUUUU
Syngnathoides biaculeatus (alligator pipefish) is the source of this 4174-nucleotide messenger RNA. RefSeq names its product centrosomal protein 85 (gene cep85). The record is from RefSeq and is a predicted model, not a curated record. Gene Ontology annotation, cellular component: centrosome. Bases 362 to 2665 code for a protein of 767 amino acids. The transcript has 14 exons. Lineage: Eukaryota; Metazoa; Chordata; Actinopteri; Syngnathiformes; Syngnathidae.